Molecule: messenger RNA, 1290 nt
Organism: Aspergillus heteromorphus CBS 117.55
Lineage: Eukaryota; Fungi; Ascomycota; Eurotiomycetes; Eurotiales; Aspergillaceae
Product: DNA-directed RNA polymerase I subunit RPA34
Exons: 2
Coding region: 180-1106 (308 amino acids)
Biological process (GO): transcription by RNA polymerase I
Source: RefSeq, a predicted model, not a curated record
CCGAGCUUUGCGCCGAUUUCACCAGACUUACGAUUCCGCGAGCUGAGAUCUGACUCGGCGGGCAUUCUCUUGUUCCUACUAUAAAUCAUAUCGCCACCGCGAUCUCGCAGAAUUGGGACUACUGGCGCUCCGCAUCGCAGGUCCGCAACCGCUUCUUCACGAGCGUUCACUGAGCCACAAUGGCACGCAAAUCGGACAAGACCGCUGUGGUGGAGACUGAGGAUGUUCGCAUGAGCAGGUCGCCGUCGCCUGAGUCGGAAAGCGGAUCAGAGUCAGAAGUUUCGAACUCAGAGGUCGAGUCGAGCAGCGAAAGCGGCAGCGAAAGUGGCAGCGACGAAGAGUCUUCUAGCGAGCAGCCCCCGAAGAAAGUUUCAUUUGCAGCCCCCAAACCGUACAAAGCACCCUUCGGCUUCAAGACCCUGAAGCAACAAGCUCCCCCCAAAUCCAGCGUCUCUUCCCUUCUGUCCGACCUCCGCGGCAAGCAGGUCCUCCACAUCACCGCGCCUGAUUACCUUCCCCUCUCCAAGAUCGAAGAGGUCUCCUUGGCCAAGAUCAUGCGGGGCACCCCGGUCUUGAAACACAAGGGCGUGCAAUAUGGAAUCCCCAUUGAGAGCCUCAGGCAGCCCGAGUUGAACGGAAAGGCGCUUCAUCUAUACGAUCCCAAAACCAAGACAUACUACAGCACCACGGCUACCGACAUCCCCACUUAUCACAUCCAGGAGCUGAUCGAUAUGCCUGAUGUCUCCGCCGAAAACAGUGUGCUGGAAGCAGUGAAGGGGCAGGUCAAGCCCCCGAGAAAACAACCGAAGAACUUGAAGAUGCGUUUCCGACCUGUAGGAAGCGGCGCGGCCCCACCUGAGACGAUCGGUUCCAGUUCGGAGGAGUCGGAGGGAGAGCAGCCUACGUUCAAGGUGCCGAGGGGAGUGGAGGUAGAGCGGGAGGAGCGGAAGCGGAAGAACCGCCCUACUGAGGGGGAUAAUGAAACGCAGGUCGGUGCGACGCCUCGCAAGAAGUCGAAGAAGGAGGCCGCCGAAGCGGAGGAGAAGAAGAAAAAGAGCAGCAAACCCCGAGACGAUAAGAAGAGGAAGAAGGCCGAGAAGGCGUGAAGGGGUUCGACCGGGAAUUAUUUCUUACUUCGUCUUGUUAUUUCAACAAAAGUUGGCAUUGUUCGAUGGGGGUAGCUAUGCUCUACUCCAGGCGCGAGAUGUUUGUGGUGAGCCAGCCGGAUAUCACUUUUCAACGCAAGUUGCAUGUGUUUGUACAUAAGUCCAUAGUUCGAUCCACGCCCAG